Molecule: messenger RNA, 1473 nt
Organism: Mesorhabditis spiculigera
Lineage: Eukaryota; Metazoa; Nematoda; Chromadorea; Rhabditida; Rhabditidae
Source: the annotation of a GenBank genome assembly
AUGUUCUUCAUUGGCCUGCCCAACCCGCUUCACCUCCUGCCAUCCGCCUACUACCCGGCCACAUGCGCUCUGGAGUAUCAACUUGAAGCUUUGAAGUUGCAAGCUGCGGCGACAGCUUAUCUACUGCCUCAAACCCCUGAAUAUUUCCGCUAUCGUGCCAACAAUGAAGUUCAAAGAAAGCACGAACAACUGGCCUCAUCAACCCAACUAUCCGCUCCGACUUUGCCGACUCGGCUUCGUCGUGAGCCGAAAAUCCAGGUGGAACGAGUCAUGGAAAAGCAGGCACCUUUGAGGACAACUCCGGAACUCGGGGAAAUUGGAAUGGUGUUUAUCGUAAUUCGACUAGUUGGGGAAGUAGAAGAUCGACUGUUCGAAAAUAUUAUCGUGAAAACCGAGAUUUCGCGUAUUGAAUUCUUGAAGCGUAUCGAGGCAGUAACAAAGAUUCCAAUCGUCCAUCAACAAAUUCAAUUACGUGGUGAAAAGCUUCCUGAUUCCCUUCAACCUCUUUUAUUAGCCAAGGAUUUUGAUGAAGUUGUAGUGAAACACGACGGACUUAAAACUUGGGCAGCUUGCUUGGUGAUUGCUGAUGGCAUGACGAAGAAAAAGGCUGACCAUUUGAAAUCGAAGCACGCGAAGCACGGGGUGCAGCUUCUAAACAAUUUGGAAAGCGCCAACUUUUUUGCGACGUAUCCAGGUUUCUAUGAAAGGAACAUUGACAUUUCCGACACAUUUGACCGCUACGUUAUUGGCAUUGAGGAGAAUAUCAAGUUGGCUGUGACGUCCUAUUUCAAGAACCAUUACAAGGAUGACCAACUGGCUGUGAAUUUUUUGCCCAAGCCGGAUACUGGUGCUCAGGGAGGAUUCAUUUGCCAGGUUGCAAAUGGUGAGUUCUUUGUCAAGAAUCACACAUUCAUGGGGCGUAGUUCGAACCAUUCCCGUGUUGAUCUUCGAGCACUUUUCGUGUACCGUGUGUUGCAUCUGAUGGGAGCUGGUGCUGAGCCGCAUUUUAUUGGGACUGCGUACUCAAAUGUGUACGUCUCCAAGUUAGCUCUGCACAUUGCAACCAAGAGAGUUCCUGGAUUCCAACGGCGGGCCAACCGUUCGACUUGCAAUUUCUCAGCCAACCACCAAAUGCAGCUGAAUCUCAUCCAGGAAAUAUUCUAUUUGUCCGAUCUAAACUCUGGGAACUUUGGCCUUGAUGAGCAACAGCGACUGUUCGUAGUGGAUUUUGUGGUUGCGCCGCCGAAAGACUGCGUUCAUCGAGCUUCAGUAUUUGACCAAUUCCGCGAGAACACUGAAACCUGCGAGGAGGCCUUGAGGAACUGGAAUUUGCUGGAGAACGUGAAUGCAACAAAUAGCAGCCUACUCGAUGAUCGCCAGCGACUGAACAGAAUCAUCUGGAGAGAUGGCUAUGACGAAUAUUUGGAAAAUGUUCUCAGGAAUGUCAAUCUUUUCCAGAAUUUGUUCUCACAA